Stylonychia lemnae is the source of this 3261-nucleotide messenger RNA. The record is from the annotation of a GenBank genome assembly. NCBI's taxonomy places the organism in Eukaryota, Ciliophora, Spirotrichea, Sporadotrichida, Oxytrichidae.
AUGUCACAAGAAAGAUUGCUAGGUGGAGCUAAUGACCACCCUGGACUUUAAUAGGAGCCAGCUAAAAAGAAAUACGUACCUUAGCCAAUCAAUCAGGAUUAGAGGAAUAAAGCUAGAGAAGUAAUCAAGGAAAACCAUCCACUCUCUGGUACAUAGACUGAAAAAGUUUUUCCAGUAUUAGGGCCAGUUGCACGACUAUUCAGAAAACAAUAAGAUGAGAGCAAUGUACCAUUAAUUGAUGCUGAGAAUCAAAAAUCAGAUGGAGGAAAAAGAUCCCCCAAAAAACAGGUAAAAUUAUCUUAAGACAUGAAGGAUGACCCAUUUAACUUCCUUGGUUUCGGUAUGGUUGCUUACAGAGAUUUGAUGCUAACUCUGGUGAUCUUAUUUACAUUUUUGACAAUUGUUAUGACUCCAGUCAUGGUAAUUUACAGCAAACACACAGCUAUUCAAUAACCAAAGAGCUGGACAAAUUUAUCUUUAGGUAACCUGGGUUAUACCUCAUCUCAGUGCCAAAGAAUUCCUUUUGACUUGAAAAAGGUCACAAUGUUCUGUCCAUUUGGACUUAUCACUGAUAUUCACUAUCUUGGUAUCAAUCCAGAUGGUAUUACCGAUAGAGAUUCUUGUAUCAAAACAUCUCAAAAUCAGAUUUGUUUUGAUCACAUAAAACCUGAAUUUUAGGUAUCUCUUUAAACCAUUGCCCAGCAGAAGGAUAAUAAUGACAUGAGUUAAGACUUUAAAGAUACAGAGAUCUUUAAGGAUCCAGCAUCAGUUCCAGCUUAAUGCAAAAAUACUAAUGCCUAAAUUUAUGUAUAGUACUCCUGUGAGUAGCCUAAAGAAUUGCUUGAAAGAAAGUAUAGAGAGUUAUCCUACGUCUCAUGUCUUGGAGCAUUCGCUGCUUGUGUUUUUAGUAUUGUUAUCUACUACUUCAAGAGAACUAGCAAACUAAAUCAAAUUGAUUGGGAUAUCUAGACUAUCACACCAGGUGAUUACACUCUUCACUAUGAAAUAACUGACGAAGCUUAUAAUAACUUCCUUUCGACUAUCUACUCAUAAAAUGGUGACGAAGAGAAAGGUGUCUCAAGAGGAAUGAGCCUGAAAAAUUACUUAAGAAAAGAAAUUGAAGCUAUUCUUACUGAGAAAUUGCAAUAAGUUAGAGCAACAAACCCUGAGGAGUGUAAAAAUAUCAAAAUUUCAACAGUUAAAAUUGCUGAUAUUGCAUUCUCAUUCAAUAAUGCUGAAUUGAUUUCUCUUCUCAGAGAAAGAGGACAACACAUAAUGUAUCAAAGAUUCGAUAAGAUGAGAGAAGCAGAAGCAAAAAUUUCAGAGCUUAAGGAUAGAAGAUUCAUAGAUUUAACUAAGCCAUGUGAUGCCUUUAUCACAUUUGAAGAAGAGGAUAGUAGUAUCAUCGGUUAGAAAUUUGAAGCUUAAUACAACUUUGCAGGCAAAAGAAAGCCAGCAUAGUAAAAACUGUUAGGUGAGGAAUUCUUCUUAUCUGAGUGCACUGAGCCAACAAAUAUAAUCUGGGAAAAUAGGCAUUGGACUUAACGUGACUACAUAAAGAGAGGUACUAUUGUCUUUACCAUUAUAACUUUCCUCAUCAUUAUCUCAUUCAGUUUGAUCUUCUUCAGCAAAUCAUUCUCUAUAAGAAUCUUCAAUAAAUAUCCAGCUGUAGAGUGCGAUGUAAUUCAAAAGAGUUAUACAGUGAACAAAGUUGAUAUGCUUCCACAAUAUGCUUAAAGAGAGUUUGACGGCUUUUACAAUAGUGGAGAAGGCAAAGAACCUACUCCAUUAUCUGGUGCUCUACAAUGCCACUGCGAAUAAAUUAAGAAGAAUGGAACAAUCAGCCUAUUGAGUUACGCUUCCCCAAAUGGAAGUAAAAUCUGCAGAUAAUACUAUAUUGACUAUUGGCUUAGUUUUAUAUCAAGUAGUGCAGUCCAAUAUAUGAUUAUUGGUAUCAAUUUCGUACUCAGACUUGUUAUUAUCAAAUUAAUCAUAUUCAUUGGAAAGGACACUGAAUCAGAGUAGACAAAAUUAAUUACAAACGGUGUCUUUGUAGUCUAAUUCUUCAAUACUGCUUUUCUUUUACUUUUAGUCAACGCAAAUAUGACUGAGUAAGCAAAGUGGCUAGGAAUUUUCUUCAAUGGAAGAAUUGGGGAUUUCAACACUUACUGGUUCAGUGAUAUCGGAAAGACCUUAAUAGGUGCUAUGCUUUUCAACAUCUACUGGCCAAUAUUUGAAGUCGGUAUGUGGUAUGGAUAUAGACUAUUCUUUAGGCUUUGGGAUAAAGGAUUCAAAACCUGCAAUGACAAUGUAACAAAGAAAACAACUGUUCAGCAGUAUGUUGAACUUUACAGUGGUCCAAUCUUCUUCAUCCAUUACAAAUACUCCUCAAUUCUUAACAUUACUUUUGUGACAAUGAUGUACGGAUUAGGAAUUCCAGUCCUAUUCCCGAUUGCUGUAUUCUCAUUCUUUGUACUUUAUGUAGUGGAGAAAUCUAUGGUCUAUUGGAGUUAUAGACUUCCUCCUAUGUAUGAUGAUAAAUUGAACAAUAAUGUCCUUUCAUUAAUGACUUAUGCUCCUCUAUUAUUCUUAUCUUUUGGAUAUUGGAUGCUUUCAAGCAAAUAACUAUAUGGCAAUGAUGUUCAAUAUUUAGAAAGUGCUAGUGGGGCUCCAAAGACCGGCCAUGUAUGGUGGGAUUUCUUCAUCCCCAAUGGUUAUCAGUCAGGUCCAGGUCUUCCAUUGAUCAUCUUCUUCUGGAUAUUCUUUUUCGGUACACUAUUUAGAAAUCAAAUCUACAAAUAUCUUGCAAGAUGGUUCCCUAGAUUCAUAAAGGUAGGAGAUAUUGAAAUAGAUGAGAAUCUAGACAACUACUUCAAAACAAUUGACGAUAAUGACAGAAAAUGGAGUAUUACUGAAGAGGAGAAUGCAAGAUCAGCAUAUAACCUCAAAGUACUUCAGGAUGAAACAUUGUAAAAAUUCAAGGAUACUUAAUUAGGAGACUCCGUAAUGAAAGGAGUUCACUGUUAUGAUAUUCUUGCAAACCCACUCUAUCUCGAUGACUUCCAAUACUUCUCACCUUCAAUGGAAGAUAGAGAAAAAUACAUUAUUGAUGACGAUGAUGAUGAGGGCAAUGAUACCGCUCAAAGUGACUUAGUAAAGCUUAUUCUUAACUUAGCUUUCCUAACAGAGAAACAAGCAAGAGAAUUCACAUUCUCCAAGAAUGCUUGUAAGAAUCAAUAGAUUGGUGGAUCAAUCAACUGA